This is a messenger RNA of Stereum hirsutum FP-91666 SS1, 1221 nucleotides long. RefSeq lists its product as uncharacterized. The record is from RefSeq and is a predicted model, not a curated record. NCBI's taxonomy places the organism in Eukaryota, Fungi, Basidiomycota, Agaricomycetes, Russulales, Stereaceae. Bases 1 to 1221 code for a protein of 406 amino acids. The transcript is spliced from 4 exons.
AUGGAUGUAUUAGAUGUUGGUUGGGGAAAUGCUGUCCAAGAGAUUGUACUGCAUGCACUAGUAGCGUAUGCAAGUAAUCGCACGUUCGUUUGGGACGAUUACCUUUGGUCACGAAGGCCGGACCCAUACGCCAUCUACAACGAUCGUCUUAUACCCGCACAUAUACCUCUUUCAGUGAUCCUAGGGGGAUCAUUGAUGGGUGAGCUCCAAGGAGAAAAAACCUUCAAGGCAGUACCACGACCCUAUUUCGAGAAGAUAUGCCCGAGCCUUGGUGGCGUCGAGUACAUCAAUGUAGAUGACCUUAACGCUCCGCUACGACACGAUGAAAACGUGGGAGCGCUCGAGAUUCUGCAGACGUGGAUGGACAAAUUGGACUCCACGGAUGCGGCCUGUGUGUCCAAUGCCGGAUCUCCAUACCAGAUGUGGGAGAUGUGGAUUUUUGGCAGCAGGAGGAUCUGGGACUUGUGGCCGAUGCUAUUGGAAUCGCCCAUCAUAUCCGGAUACAGCUCCUCUCCUCUCAUCCUCCUUGGCCUUGAGGCGAACAAGGAUCUACUUGGUGUGGCCCGACUACCUGCUUUGGCCCAUUUACCAGCUCCGAUUUCGUUUUCCGCCGGUUCGAAUCCAGAUAUCUCCCAAUCUUCAUUGAAAAUCCUACGCGACGAACAAUUCGACGUCAUUCCAGGUCUCCUCGUGCUUCACAUUCGCCGUGGCGAUUUUGAACAGCACUGCCAACAUCUCGCCACCUGGACGGCCGGUUGGCAAGGAAUGAACGAUCUCGCAGCGGACGGGCUGCCAGAUACACUGGAACCACGAGAACCGCUGCCAGGAAAUCUAACGGAUUACAACUCAGCACUCUAUGGGCGACGGUGUUAUCCUGAAAUUCCACAGAUUGUGAGGAGGGUAGAGGAAAUAAGGAGAGAGUAUCCCAAGUUGGGUAGGGUAUACGUGAUGACCAAUGGGAAACGAGAGUGGAUACUGAAGUUACAGGGCGCUUUAUUCGAGGAUUCGGAACGCCAUCCCUCUGGCCCUUGGCAAGACGUCACGAGUAGUCGCGAUCUGAGCCUGGACUGGGAGCAGAAAUACGUAGCCCAAGCCGUGGACAUGGCGAUUGGGACAAGGGCUGAUGUGCUCCUUGGGAACGGCUGGUCUUCGCUCACGAGCCAUCUGACAAUGCUGAGGAUGGGUAAAGGUUUUCCAAGAGAGAGCAAUCGUUUUUGGUGA